GUUCCUAGUGAAGAAGAUUUCUAUGCGGAUAUACUGAGGGAUGAAAUAGUAAAGCUAGAUGAUCCAGCGGUCUCCGGUAAUACACUAAUCAAUGUGCCAAGGCUUCAAUCAGAGUCCAACACCACAAGAGUACUGCCUUUACCAAACAUGGUAGAUAUACAAAUGCAAUCAUUGCUACAGAAACUGCCAUUACAAAAUGACACUGGAGAAGAGAACAACAUAUCCAUGUCAAAUUGCUUUAUCGGUAUCUACUCGAUUAAGUCUAUAAACCGAGCACGAUGGGACGUUGUAGCUUGGGUGCUGGUCAUGAUAGCCGUGUUGGUGUUUUAUCUAGUGUGA
Capsella rubella is the source of this 339-nucleotide messenger RNA. Its product is annotated as NAC domain-containing protein 60-like. NCBI's taxonomy places the organism in Eukaryota, Viridiplantae, Streptophyta, Magnoliopsida, Brassicales, Brassicaceae. The annotation marks the transcript as partial. The transcript has a single exon. The record is from RefSeq and is a predicted model, not a curated record.